GCCAAGCCGACACCAAACGGGCCCAACUAUCAUCCCACCGUUUACAAAAACUUUACUAGGACAGUCGGUAUACACACUCACACACACCAAUCUCCUCUCCUCUGCUCUCUCCCUCUAAUCUAUGCUAUAUUAUGUCCUCUUUUUCUCAUCUCAUCUCACACUCUCUGUCACGCACCCACCAUCUCUCUUUCAGCUCAGCUCAGCUUAGCUGUUCCACGUUUUUUUAUAUCUGAAACACCAUUACACCCCUUCAUUCUACCAUGGCUGCUACUUUUGCUCUUACACUGCUUCUUUUGGCUUUCACAGCAACUACUUCAAGUGCUACUUGGUGCGUUUGCAAGGAUGGAGCUGAGCCAAUCUUGCAAAAAACUUUGGACUAUGCUUGUGGAGCUGGAGCUGACUGUAACCCUCUCCAUCAAAACGCACCUUGUUUCCAACCCAACACAGUGAAAGCACACUGUAGCUAUGCUGUGAAUAGCUAUUUUCAAAAGAAGGGUCAAGCACCAGGGACAUGUGAUUUUUCAGGAACAGCUACUGUUACUGCAUCUGACCCAAGUGUUAGUGGCUGUGCCUACCCUUCAAGUGUCAGCGGUGCAGGCACUAGUACAACAACCCCAGCGACCGGCACUACUACUACACCCUCCAUGGGCACAACCCCUUCAACCGGAACACCGUCAACAUCCACGGGCACGGGCACGGGCACGGGCACUGGCAUGGGGACCGGUACCAGCACCGGCACCGGAACUGGAACUACUGGUACUACUCCAUAUAGUACAACAGCUCCUGGAGUGUUAGGAGGGAUGGGUAGUGGUAUGGGGCCUUCUGGAUCUGGAGGAAUGAAUGAUGAUAGUCAUGGUGGUCUUAGACUUUUGGACACUAGUUUCUUCUCAAUUCCACUCUUUUCUGUCUUCUUUAUGUUUUGGUGGGGCUGAACAAACAAAACAUAAAGAGGACUUGACUUGGGUAUUAUAUUAUGUAUGAAUGAGUUUUAUUUUCUAGGUGUUGAACUCUGAGAUCUUAGUUUUUUUGUUACUUUAUUUUCUCCACCUAAUUAUUCUGCCAGUUCUUGUGUGGGUUUAAAAAGAUGGGCUAUUAAUUAAUUAUUUAAUUAACUUUAUAAUCAA
This is a messenger RNA of Cicer arietinum (chickpea), 1124 nucleotides long. RefSeq lists its product as uncharacterized. The record is from RefSeq and is a predicted model, not a curated record. Lineage: Eukaryota; Viridiplantae; Streptophyta; Magnoliopsida; Fabales; Fabaceae.